Molecule: messenger RNA, 609 nt
Organism: Gongylonema pulchrum
Lineage: Eukaryota; Metazoa; Nematoda; Chromadorea; Rhabditida; Gongylonematidae
Source: the annotation of a GenBank genome assembly
UUGGCCAAUUAUUACACAUUUAUGAACAAUUUUUCAGCUUCAUGUUUAUCAGAAAGCUCUAUAUUGUAGGUCAGUUAUCGAGCAGGCAGUCACGGAUGUAUUGGGCAAUGAGCUCUGUCAGAUUGCCAUAAGAAUUGCGCAGUUUUUUGAGCAGCAGAAACAACAGAUUCUGAUCACCACGCCUGCACCGCAGUCUACAGCUUCUCCUACACCAACGCCUACCCAUUUAUUACAGUUUGGCGCACCACGUCAUCGGCUACCUGAGAGUAAGCCAACUACUGCAAACGAAAAUGCAUUUUACGAAGCAUCUGAUGAAGAGCAGGAGGACAACGGCGAUUUGGCGGCAAAAUUUGCAGCUGAUCUGUGUGCCGAUGACCGAGUUGACGUACCAGUACCGGUCACUGGCGAUCCAGUUUUUCUGCGCACAAAACGAGAACUGUACUUCCAAACCACGGCGAAAACACAGCGUUUCAAUCCGUUAAUCAAAGAAGGCUUAUGGGCGCCGGAUUUAACACUUAUGCUUGCACCGAAAUUUUCUGCCGAGGUUGCUCUUUCCAAAAAAUUUAAUCCAGUUCUCAUACACCAUUACUUCAUUGCACUUCUAUGAAA